AUGGGAGAAUACUGUGUAACAGGGGGUACAGGUUUCAUUGCGGCUUACCUUAUUAAGGCCCUACUACAAAAAGGACACAUUGUAAGAACCACUGUUCGUGAUCCAGAUAAUGUAGAGAAAGUGGGGUUCUUAUGGGAGCUAGAUGGUGCUAAAGAGAGGCUCAAGAUUAUGAAAGCUGAUCUUCUAGUUGAAGGUAGCUUUGACGAUGCUAUUCAGGGAGUUGACGGAGUCUUUCAUACUGCUUCACCUGUAUCAGUCCCUUACGAUGAUAAUAAAACACUGAUUGACCCAAGCGUAAAGGGUACCUUAAAUGUCCUCAACUCUUGCAAAAAAGCAACCAACUUAAAGAGGCUUGUGUUGACAUCAUCUUGCUCUGCAAUCAGAUACAGAGAUGAUGCCCAACAAGUUUCCCCUCUCAAUGAAUCCCACUGGAGUGACCUUCAAUAUUGCCAAAGAUACAAUCUAUGGUAUCCUUAUGCUAAGACUGUAGCAGAAAAAGAAGCGUGGAGAGUAGCCAAGGAAUGUGGUAUCGAUUUGGUGGUGGUAAAUCCAUCCUUCGUUGUGGGUCCUUUGCUUGCUCCUCAGCCCACAAGUACAUUGCUUAUCAUAUUGGCUAUUGUUAAAGGUGUGCUUGGAGAGUAUCCCAACAAAAGGUUAGGGUUUGUUCAUAUUGAGGAUGUAGUGGCAGCUCAUAUUUUAGUAAUGGAGGAACAAAAAGCUUCAGGUAGAUACAUAUGUUCAAACUCAGUGCAACACAUGUCGCAGAUCAUUGACAUGUUAAGGACCAAGUAUCCAUCUUAUCCUUUUGAGAACAAGUGUAGCAGCCAAGAAGGAGAAGACAUGCCACAUAGCAUGGACACCAGCAAGAUAACUGAAUUGGGUCUCCCUCCUCUAAAGACUCUCACUCGAAUGUUUGAUGAUUGCAUUAAGAGUUUCCAAGAAAAGGGAUUCCUAUGAGAUAUACCUAAGUUGUUACCUCUAUAUGUGACCUACAAGUUCUUUGUGCUUGGACAAAAGGGUUUAAGUAAAAAUUGAAGUGUUCCACUCCUUUACAAGAAAUAAAAGAGUUACUAAUAUCCUUU
This is a messenger RNA of Nicotiana attenuata, 1082 nucleotides long. Its product is annotated as tetraketide alpha-pyrone reductase 2-like. Bases 1 to 957 code for a protein of 318 amino acids. Gene Ontology annotation, molecular function: oxidoreductase activity, acting on the CH-OH group of donors, NAD or NADP as acceptor. The record is from RefSeq and is a predicted model, not a curated record. The transcript has 6 exons. Lineage: Eukaryota; Viridiplantae; Streptophyta; Magnoliopsida; Solanales; Solanaceae.